Vanrija pseudolonga is the source of this 2835-nucleotide messenger RNA. It is a transcript of the gene cyt-4, whose product is annotated as Mitochondrial protein cyt-4. Lineage: Eukaryota; Fungi; Basidiomycota; Tremellomycetes; Trichosporonales; Trichosporonaceae. The record is from RefSeq and is a predicted model, not a curated record. The transcript has 2 exons. The coding region runs from base 1 to 2835 and encodes 944 amino acids. Gene Ontology annotation, molecular function: RNA binding; 3'-5'-RNA exonuclease activity.
AUGUUGAGGCGGCAACGAGGGGAAGGCGGCCGAACGAGCUCCGACGACCUCGACGAUCUCCCCUCGACGUCGCUGCCAAGCGAGCUGCCCAAGGCCCGCCGCGCUGAGGCCCCGGCAGCAGGAGCAACAACACCCCGCAAAACCGUCAAGUUCUCGUACGACGACGGCGGAGCGACCGCCGAGCGCAUGCUCUUCUUCUCCGCCGACGACGUGGUGGGCUCGGCUUCCCUCGCGGAAGGCGAAGCCGCGCCCGGCGUCGAGCCGGGGCGCGUGGUCGAGAUCAGGCGCGCAGGCAUCUCCUCCAUCGGCCUGGUACUUGCCCCGAUCCUCAUGGGCGGGCGCGACCGUCUGCUCCUCCUCCGGCCGAGCGGCGAGAUCUGGCCCGUGAGCCGGACCGACGUGCAGUUCUCCAUGCCGGCGUCGCUUGUUCCCUCAGCGCUGAUCGCAGAGUGCUGGGCGCCGGAGCUGCUCACGCUCUGGGCGAAGGGCGAGGACAUCGGCCUCGCGGGCGGGGCCGACGCGCUGCUCGGCGCUGAGCGCACCGCGUCGAUGCUGGCCGCGCGUCGGCAGGUCGGCACGCUCCUGCGCAAGGUCCAGCGCGAGACGGAGCGCAUGGAGGCGCGGCUUACCGGCGGCUCGCUCAAGUCUGGCCGCGGCGGCGGGAUCGAGGCCCUCUGGGAGGCGUUCACGCCCGCCGACGGCGAGAGGCAGGGCUCGGUCACGUCCGCGCAGGCGGCCGAGCACCUCCUCAACGCGGACGGCGGGGAGCGGUACAUUGCUGUCCGAGUCAACACUUUGCCCGCGUACGCCGCGCAUGUGAUCCUCAUGCGCCGGCCUGACCUCUUCCUCGCGGACGACAGCGGGAUGCUCGAGACCGGCAUGUUUCUCGUGCGGUCGCGCAACGCGCGCCGGCGCAUCGAGGCCGGGCAGCAUGUGGUCGAGACGGACGAUGCGGUGCUGCAGCAGUUUGCGGAGAAGGGCGUACCGCUUGUCGCUGCUGCGCGUGAGGGACGGCCGGUAGAGAACCCGCCACAAUGGACCGAGGCGGAGCGUGACUUGCUUCACCUGCUCACGCUGAGCCUGUACGAGAUCCGCGCGACCCAAGCCUCGCCGGUGCACGCCAUCGCCGCAGGCAUCGUCAAGGCGUUUGGCAUCGCGCCGAACCAGCGCAUCGACUCGGGUGUCGUCGCUGGCCUGUUGGCCGACCUCGGCGUACUGCCGCCCACCGACUCGUUGCGGACGAGCAUGGUCGCGGAGAGCGUCGAGCGCGCGAUCGACAGGAGCGGCAUGCGCGCCGACGUCGCGCCUGCUCCGAGUGCCACAGCGCCAGUGGACGCGCUCGAUGGGCGCCGCGAGGACGUCACGCACCGUGUGUAUGUCAUUGACGACCCGACGGCCCUCGAGCUCGACGACGGCAUCGCGCUGGAGCGAGUGGGCGACGGGACGUUCUGGGUCCAUGUGCACGUUGCCGACCCGACGCGGUUCCUCGACAUGGCCCACCCCGACGCCGUGCGCGCCAGCUUCCAGGCCACGUCGCUGUACCUCCCAGAGGGGACAACCCCGCUGCUUCCCCACGAGCUGGGCGAUGGCAGCCUGUCCCUCGGCAGCGGCGACGGCCAGGGCUGCAUGACCUUCUCGGCGCGUGUCGAUGCGGACGGUAACAUGCUCGACACGAAGGCGUCGGCAGGCUGGCUCAAGUCUGCCGUCGUGACGACGUACGCGGAAGUCGACGCGCGACUGGGCCAUGAGGCGAAGCCGUCGAGUUAUCCAUUUGGCCGGCGCGACGCGCCACCGACCACACGGCGAAACGACGAGCUCACGGCCGAGGACUUGGAUAACCUCGCCACGUUGCGCGACCUAGCUGUUGUGCUGCGCCGCCGGCGUACUGCGUCUGCCGGCCUCGCGUGGGGCGGCAACGCGCCAAACAUCAGCUUGCUCAACGCGCCACUACCCGCAGCCAACCUCUUCGACCGCGCCUCUAUCCCCGCCUCCCCGCAGACGUUCAACCCCGCACGGCCAGACGACGUGGCGUUCACCUACGCUUUGCCGACCGCCAAUCUCUUCACCGACGUGUCCGCGAGCACCACCGUCGCAGAACUCAUGAUCCUCGCCAACCGCGUCGCGGCAAAGUUCUGCGCCGACCGUAACCUCCCAGUCUUAUUCCGCACGACCGCUGCGCCAUCCAACACGUCCAACACCCCCGCGUCGCACACGCUGGCCAAGCUCCUCGAAAUGCGCGAGGAAGGGAGUUUCCUCAGCGAGCUGGACAUUGCGCGCGCAAACCUCGUCUUCCGCGCCAGCGGGGUCAGCACUACGCCAGGGCCGCACUGGGUCAUGGGUUUCACCGACAACGACUGGGGUUACGUCCGCGCCACGUCCCCGCUGCGGCGAUACGAGGACCUGCUAGUCCACUGGCAGAUCAAGGCGGCCCUGGCUGGAGAGCGGGGCCUGGGCGAAGCCGAGGUUACUGCGCUGGCCGAUCGCUCCAAGCGCGGCGAGCAGCGAGCCAAGUAUGCCGACCGGCACGCAAGCGCCUUCUGGACCGCGGCGCUCCUUGCACAGCGCAGCGCGGGUCCCCGGCCAGCGGGGUACGCAUAUGGCGCCGACGCCGUCGACGUCGCUGGCCCGCUCAAGGCCGUUGUCGUCGGCACGUCGGGCAUCACAGCAACGCAGACGAGGACGCCGGUCCGCGUCCCGGCCCUCGGCCUCGCCCUCACCCUCAACCAGAAGGGGCGGCACCGGGGCUUUGCGCUCGGCGAGGAGGUCGACGUCGUGCUCGACGAGAUUGAGCUGUGGCCCGCGCCGCUGAUCACCGUUACCCUGGCCAAGCCAUAG